AUGGCCAAAUUGUUGCUCUCCUCUGGUCAAGUCUCCGUCAUCUUCUCCGCAGCGGUUGUUUUUUUGUUUACUUUCGCCCUCUUCCUAUCUGGAUAUGUUUUACAGCAGCGAUACGUACACUCGCUCCAAGCCGCGAUUAAGCCCCGUCUGCCCAAACCGCUACCCGUAGCAAAACCUAUAGAACCACCCACGCUGGAUGUGAAAUGGGCGAGGCCAUUGGGAGCAAGACCAGAAGUGGAUGGGACAAUCGACCAGAUCAUAGCAGGCGAGACACUGGACUGGAGCCGUCUGGGUUAUGUACAGGUGGCCAAAGAGUUUAUCGAACUGUGCGGUGCCGUCAUGCUGCUCGCAGAUCUUUACGAUAUGAAGAGCCCCGCAAGAAAGAUACUCAUGUUUCCAAAGGCAUGGCUGGCAAACACCGAUGACGAGGAGGAAUACAACCCGCAGAUGAGCACAACGAAGCGUCUUCUCCGGACUGCGGUGAGACGGUACGGAGCGACUUUGGUACCCAUGGAGACGAUCGUAGACGGUGCUGACGGUAGGAUCGACUGCAACACAACCACGCUUAAUUGGUCACUAAUUUUGAUAUAUUAGA
Periconia digitata is the source of this 595-nucleotide messenger RNA. Lineage: Eukaryota; Fungi; Ascomycota; Dothideomycetes; Pleosporales; Periconiaceae. The record is from the annotation of a GenBank genome assembly.